Messenger RNA from Lutra lutra (Eurasian river otter), 3092 nucleotides. It is a transcript of the gene IL17RC, whose product is annotated as interleukin 17 receptor C. The record is from RefSeq and is a predicted model, not a curated record. Gene Ontology annotation, molecular function: interleukin-17 receptor activity. Lineage: Eukaryota; Metazoa; Chordata; Mammalia; Carnivora; Mustelidae. The transcript has 19 exons. The coding region runs from base 851 to 3055 and encodes 734 amino acids.
GGGCCGGAUUCCAGGACCUUGGGAUCACAACCUGAGCUGAAGCCAGAUGCUUAAUGAUUGAGCCACCCAGGUGCCCCAGGACCUGGAAAUCUUAAUCCUUACUGUGAACAGGUUCAGAAAGGUCCAUCUAUCAUGCAACAUGGCAACAACACAAAUGGAGCCCCUGUCUUCCUGGCUCUGAGUCCUGAGUUCCUUCCCACCCUUGAGCAGAGGCCAGGAAGGGGUGAAAAGCCCACUUUCUGAUGCCCUUUGUCCCUCCCUUUAGAGCUCCUGCCCCACAAAGGGUCACUGAGUCCCAAGGCAGAUGUGUGAAGGGACCGGGGGUGCCCUGUAUGAGGGGACCUAAUGGGCAGCAAAAUCCCAGAUUCACGUGGGAAGUGGAGAUGCCCGAGCAUUGCCCAGGCCCUCUUCCUUAGGGACUCCCAGGGUGAGUAAGCGCUCCCUUACUCAGCGGUGAUGCCACCACCCUCUUCAGGGGCCCCUCCCAGCCAGGUGUCAGCAGAGAAGGAGGAGGACGAGAGAGGGAGAAGAGAGGAGGCCACCACCACCAGCCAAGGCUGCUGGCUCCCAGACCGGGUGUUGGUGGGAGGGACAGGGCGGGGCGGGAACAGUCAGCUGCCUGCCAGGAGCCAAACCGAAAGGAAAGCACUCCCGGCUGGACUGGGACAGGAUUCAGGGCUCCCAGGAGAGGGAGUGCUCAAGACAGCACUGGGACCCCAGGCUGAAGAGGGAUUCUGGCCCCUAGUGCCCACAGGCUUGGGGCUGAUUAGGAACGGAGGUACAGUGUCUGCCCCCCCCUUGGGGGGGCAGGACAGGGCCUUGGGCCUUGGUGCCUCCUGGUACAUGGAAGAUGCCUGUGCCUUGGUUCCUGUUGUCCUUGGCACUGGGCCGAAGCCCCAUGGUCCUCUCUUUAGAGAAGCUUAUGGGGCCUCAGGACACUGCCCGCUGCUCUCCGGGCCUUUCCUGCCACCUCUGGGAUGGUGACGUGAUCUGCCUGCCCGGGAGCAUCGUGUCUGCCCCGGGCCCUGUGCUGGUGCCCACACGCCUGCAGACAGAGCUGGUGCUGAGGUGCCACCAGGAGACUGACUGUGACCUCUGUGUGCGUGUGGCCAUCCACCUGGCUGUGCAUGGGCACUUUGAAGAAUCUAAAGAUGAGGACAGGUCUGGAAGAGCCGCUGAUCUGGAGCUCGAGGAGCCUAGGAACGCCUUUCUCCAGGCCCAGGUGGUGCUCUCCUUCCAGGCCUACCCUACCGCCCGCUGCGUCCUGCUGGAGGUGCAAGUGCCUGCUGCCCUCGUGCAGCCUGGUCAGUCUGUGGGCUCUGUAGUAUUUGACUGCUUCGAGGCUGCUCUGGGGGCUGAGGUGCGACUCUGGUCCUACACUCAGCCCAGGUACCAGAAGGAACUCAACCUCACACAGCAGUUGCCUGACUGCAAGGGGCUUGAAGUCCAGGACAGCAUCCAGAGCUGCUGGGCCCUGCCCUGGCUCAGUGUGUCUGCCGAUGGCGAUGAUGUGCACCUCGUGCUGGACGUCUCUGAGGAGCAGCACUUUGGCCUCUCCCUGUACUGGAACCAGGUCCAGGGCCCUACAAAACCAUGGUGGCACAGCAACCUGCUUUGGCUUCCAGUCUUCCUCCUCCUCAUCUUCUCCAACUUCUCAUCUUCUGCUUGUCCACAGACUGGGCCACGGAACAUUACCUUGAACCACACAGACCUGUUUCCCUGCCUUUGUAUUCAGGUGUGGCCUCUAGAGCCCGACUCUGUCAGGACGAGCCUCUGCCCCUUUAAGGAGGACCCCCGGGCACACCGGAACCUCUGGCGUGCAGCCCGGCUGCGGCUACUGUCCCCCCGGGGCUGGCAGCUAAAUGCACCCUGCUUGCUGCUUGCUGAGGCCACUCUGUGUUGGCAGGCACCAGGGGGGGGUCCCUGCCUGUCGCUGGUCCCACCGCUGUCCCGAGAAAAUGUCACUGUAAAUAAGACACUUGAGUUGCCAUUGCUGAAUGCCCACCCCAACCUCUGUGUUCAGGUGAGCAGCUGGGAGAAGCUGCAGCUACAGGAGUGCUUGUGGGCUGAUUCCCUCGGGGCCCUCAAGGAUGAUAUGCUGCUGCUAGAGACACGUGGCCCCCAGGACAACAGAUCACUCUGUGCCUUGGAACCCAGUGGCUGCACCCCACUACUCAGCCGGGCCUCCACGAGGGCAGCUCACCUCGGAGAGCAGUUACUACAGGACCUGCAGUCAGGCCAGUGUCUGCAGCUCUGGGAAGAUGACCUGAGAGCACUAUGGGCCUGCCCCAUGGACAAGUACGUUCAUCAGCGCUGGGCUCUGGUGUGGCUGGCCUGCCUACUCUUGGCCUCUGCACUUUUCCUUCUCUUCCUUGUCAAAAAGAACCAAGUGAAAGGGUGGCUGAGGCUCUUGAAGGAGGACCUCCGCGCGGGGGCUGUCGCCAGGGGCCGCGCGGCUCUGCUCCUCUACUCAGCGGAGGACUCUGGUUUCGAGUGCCUGGUGGGCGCCCUGGCCUCAGCGCUGUGCCAGCUGCCCCUGCGGGUGGCCGUGGACCUCUGGAGCCGUCGUGAACUGAGCGCGCAGGGCCCCCUGGCCUGGUUCCACGCGCAGCGGCGCCAGACCCUUCAGGAAGGGGGCGUGGUGGUCCUGCUCUUCUCGCCGGGGGCGGUGGCGCUAUGCCACGAGUGGCUGCAGGACGGGGCGUCAGCGUCCGCCCCGCACGGCCCGCACGACGCCUUUGCCGCCUCGCUCAGCUGCGUGCUGCCCGACUUCCUGCAGGGCCGGGCGCCCGGCCGCUACGUGGGGGCCUACUUCGACGGACUGCUCCACUCCGAGGCCGUGCCCGCCCUUUUCCGCAGCGUACCCGUCUUCUCCCUGCCCUCCCAGUUGUCCGACUUCCUGGGGACCCUGCAGGGGCCUGGCACCCCCCGUCCCGGGCGGCUCGGGGAGAGGGCGAAGCGAGUAUCCCGGGUCCUGCAGCCCGCCCUGGACCAGCUGCUUCAGUCUCCCGGGGAUCCCAGGGAUCCCGAGGACGGCACGCGGGUUGGCACGUGAGGCAGGGGCUCGAAUAAAGGCAGACGCUAUUUUUCUA